Messenger RNA from Cicer arietinum (chickpea), 768 nucleotides. RefSeq lists its product as uncharacterized. The record is from RefSeq and is a predicted model, not a curated record. NCBI's taxonomy places the organism in Eukaryota, Viridiplantae, Streptophyta, Magnoliopsida, Fabales, Fabaceae. Gene Ontology annotation, cellular component: respiratory chain complex I.
ACGAUAAAUAAAAUUAUAAAACAAAAAGAAGAAGCAGAAAAGAAGAAGAAACUGGAUUGGAAUCGGACACACUUCGACCGCAAAAUCGCAAAUCUCUAGGAAACCCUAUUCGUGCCGCAUUCCGCCACGCCCUCUGCCAAGACCCGCCGCGAGGAGAAGAAAGUAAGAAACCAAUGACAAUGGCAACACGAGUGGCAGCAAGAUAUGCAUCUAGAAGGCUAUUUAGCAGUGGCACUGGGAAAGUUCUCGGUGAAGAGGAAAAAGCUGCGGAAAAUGCUUACUUCAAGAAAGCUGAGCAAGAGAAGUUGGAGAAGCUUGCUCGCAAGGGCCCUCAACCAGAAGCAGCUACAGGCUCAGGUGGUUCAGUAACUGAUGCCAAACCAAGUGGCUCCACACAUGCCGAAACAUCAGCUAGCAAAGUUUCAUCUGACAAAUACCGGAAUUAUGCAGUUGUAGCUGGUACUGUAACAAUUCUUGGGGCUUUAGGGUGGUACAUUAAAGGCACUGCAAAGAAGCCAGAAGUGCAGGAGGAUUGAAGAUUUCAGUCGCAGUAGUUGUUUUUUAUUUCGUUUUGGUUGCAGCAGUUGCAUAAAAAUAAAUAAAUAACUACACACCACUAUGCUUUUAUCCAUCAUACUGGUAGCAUGGAUAAUUUCUUGUUGGUUUACAUUGUUUUACAUGUGACCUAUAUAUUUGAAUGCCACUUAGCAUGACGAGCAUCAAAAUUUAUUUUCACAAGCUUAUCUAAUGUCACAUGAUUGAUCAAAA